Molecule: messenger RNA, 1999 nt
Organism: Pseudoliparis swirei
Lineage: Eukaryota; Metazoa; Chordata; Actinopteri; Perciformes; Liparidae
Gene: vdac1
Product: voltage-dependent anion channel 1
Exons: 10
Coding region: 272-1123 (283 amino acids)
Biological process (GO): monoatomic anion transmembrane transport
Cellular component (GO): mitochondrial outer membrane
Molecular function (GO): voltage-gated monoatomic anion channel activity
Source: RefSeq, a predicted model, not a curated record
CGCUUUGUGCAGUUGACGAGCCUCUCCGCCGCCAGGACAGCACCGCACUGAGGGCUUCUUGCACGACCCCUCCCCAUGCUGACCGCCAGGGGGCCUGCUGAGGGGGGGGGGGGGUCUAGAGCCGGACACGGGCCUCGUUAUGUCGCCGGCUCUUCGGGUUGAGGAGGAAAUAGUGGCUGCAGAGAAACAUCUGGGGCCCGGACCCAGGAGGCGCUGCAGCGACCCGGGAGGAUCCUCACGAGCUGCAGAGUGAACACGAUAGAUUUAGAUCAUGACCGUACCGCCCGCCUACGCUGACCUGGGGAAGUCUGCCAAGGAUGUUUUUACCAAGGGUUACGGCUUCGGGGUCAUCAAGCUGGACUUGAAGACCAAGUCGGCGAACGGCCUGGAGUUCACCAGCACCGGCUCCGCCAACACCGAGACCAGCAAGGUGGUCGGAUCCCUGGAGACCAAGUACAAGUGGGCGGAGCACGGCCUGACCCUCACGGAGAAGUGGAACACCGACAACACGCUGGGGACCGAGAUCACCGUGGAGGACCAGUUGGCCAAGGGGCUGAAGCUGACGUUUGAUUCCACCUUCUCACCGAACACCGGCAAGAAGAGCGGCAAGGUGAAGACGGGCUACAAGUACGACCACGUGAACCUCGGCUGCGACGUCAACUACGACAUCAACGGCACCGCCGUGCACGGCGCCGCCGUGGUGGGCUACGAGGGCUGGCUGGCCGGCUACCAGAUGACCUUCGAGGCCGGCAGGAACCGCAUCACCCAGAGCAACUUCGCGGUGGGAUUCAAGACGGACGAGUUUCAGCUGCACACGAAUGUAAACGACGGCACCGAGUUCGGCGGCUCCAUCUACCAGAAGGUGAACGAGCAGCUGGAGACGGCCGUGAACCUGGCCUGGACCGCCGGCAACAGCAACACCCGCUUCGGCAUCGCCGCCAAGUACCAGAUCGACCCCGAGGCGUCCUUCUCCGCCAAGGUGAACAACUCCAGCCUCGUGGGCCUCGGAUACACUCAGACCCUGAAGCCAGGCAUCAAGCUGACGCUCUCCGCUCUCCUCGACGGCAAGAACAUCAACGCCGGCGGCCACAAGCUCGGCCUCGGCCUCGAGUUCCAGGCGUAAGACGGCGAGGCCGACGCCCCCUUCCAGUCCUCCACUCACUCCCCCACCUACAAGUUCAAAAUCCUUAAUUGAUUAGCUAGUCCCCACGACCCCCCCCCCCCCCCCCCAUGACAUGCUACAGCUGGAGCCAAGACAGAGUGCAGGUCACCACUUUUUCAAAAGGACCACUUUAAGGGAACAAUAAUAAUAUUUUUUGAGUUCUGAACAAAAACCACAGCAGAAAGGUUUUUAUCUUCAAUAAUGUCGCUUUGCGAGGCGAAAGGAGAAGGGAAAGUAUCAUGUCGGCCUCACUGUUUGUCUUCUCACUACAAUCCUACACAACGCUUUCAUUUAAAGUGUCGAAGGGAAAAGGGCAGUCGGCGUGCAGUUGCGCCGUCCCGCCACCAGGUGGUGCUGUUGCAAAGCGCCGUUAAAGCACUCCUCGCUCCUCACUCCUAUAUAUUAUGCAGUGGGAAGGCCCCCCCUCCCCCCCCCCCGGUGUCAGCAGCUGUCUUUAGCUCAAGGAGACGAGACAUCCCGUGUUUUAAUCGUCUCAUUUUGUUUUUUUGUCGUUUAUUUGUGUCUGUUGUGCAUUUGGUGUGAAAAGAAAAAUGUCUUUUUGUUGCAUAUAGUUUAAAAAAAAUAGAUUAUUUUAUUGACUGUCUUUGCAUAGUUUAUUCAACCUGUGAAGUCUUACGAGGGCGAGGAGCUGUCGCCUCUUCCUGGUGGUGCACACAGUUACAGUCUCACUCCUCCUCCUCCGGGGGGGGGGGGGGGGGGGGUUACUUCACUCCUUUAAGGAGGAGCAACACGAUGAAUAUGGGGAGACGGUCGUCUUCCACAGCUGGUGACCACGGUAUUCAUUCCCUGAAUUAAAUAAAGAACAUCUUGAACCAG